Callithrix jacchus (white-tufted-ear marmoset) is the source of this 1485-nucleotide messenger RNA. RefSeq names its product protein MEMO1. The record is from RefSeq and is a predicted model, not a curated record. NCBI's taxonomy places the organism in Eukaryota, Metazoa, Chordata, Mammalia, Primates, Cebidae.
GGGCAGGACCCGUUAGAGUGGCGAGCGGCACAGGCACCAAGAUGUCCAACCGAGUGGUCUGCCGGGAAGCCAGUCACGCCGGGAGCUGGUACACAGCCUCAGGACCACAGCUGAAUGCACAGCUAGAAGGUUGGCUUUCACAAGUACAGUCUACAAAAAGACCUGCUAGAGCCAUUAUUGCACCCCAUGCAGGAUAUACGUACUGUGGGUCUUGUGCUGCCCAUGCUUAUAAACAAGUGGAUCCGUCUAUUACCCGGAGAAUUUUCAUCCUUGGGCCUUCUCAUCAUGUGCCCCUCUCUCGAUGUGCACUUUCCAGUGUGGAUAUAUAUAGGACACCCUUGUAUGACCUUCGUAUUGACCAAAAGAUUUAUGGAGAACUAUGGAAGACAGGAAUGUUUGAACGCAUGUCUCUGCAGACAGAUGAAGAUGAACACAGUAUUGAAAUGCAUUUGCCUUAUACAGCUAAAGCCAUGGAAAGCCAUAAGGAUGAGUUUACCAUUAUUCCUGUACUGGUUGGAGCUCUGAGUGAGUCAAAAGAACAGGAAUUCGGAAAACUCUUCAGUAAAUAUCUAGCGGAUCCUAGUAAUCUAUUUGUGGUUUCUUCUGAUUUCUGCCAUUGGGGUCAAAGGUUCCGUUACAGUUACUAUGAUGAAUCCCAGGGGGAGAUUUAUAGAUCCAUUGAACAUCUAGAUAAAAUGGGUAUGAGUAUCAUAGAACAAUUAGACCCUGUGUCUUUUAGCAAUUACUUGAAGAAAUACCAUAAUACUAUAUGUGGAAGACAUCCCAUUGGGGUGUUAUUAAAUGCUAUCACAGAGCUCCAGAAGAAUGGAAUGAAUAUGAGCUUUUCCUUUUUGAAUUAUGCCCAGUCAAGCCAGUGUAGAAACUGGCAAGACAGUUCAGUGAGUUAUGCCGCUGGAGCACUCACGGUCCACUGAAGCUCUGAAUCCUCAGGGAUGCCACCUGCACAUUCUCAUACUCUGUCCGGGGUCCCAGCCUAGCCUUUACCGAGAUACUGGUCCUGGUUUGGGGGGAUUCUGAAACCUCAAACUAAUAGAACUUUCUUCUCUUUUUUUUCUAGUAGGUGUAGUCCUUCCUUAAUUUCAACUCAUUUAAAAAUGCUUUAUAGUUUAGGGCAGUGUAAGGAAGGCUGGCAUCAAAGUAUUUUGAUCAAAAAAGAUGACAAUGUAAAGGCCCAGUUGUGGCAGACAGUGUUUUGAAAGUAACUUGUAAAGCAUUUACCAUAUCCUAAAUUUGCACUCUUUGCAGACUUGUGCACAUAUAUUCCGCUUUCAGAAUAGUUUUGCAAAUUGUACACAAACAAACAGAAAAGGUGGAAGCUUUUUAAUAAAGAAAUUGCAUUUAUAAAUGAUCUGUAUUAGAAUAUAAUAAAUCUCCAGUUAUAGUCAAUUACUACCCAUGUUGUACAACAGAUACCUUCUAUUUUAGUUGCUAAUAAAGGGCUACACAACUCAAAAAAAAAAAAAA